AUGAGCAUCAGGUCCCAGCCUUUACAACCGCUUAACAGCGGCCACCUCAACAAGGCUACCAACUUGACUCCUGUCAAGGCCUCCAGAAGGAAAGAAUACGACCUAUACCACAACCAGAACUACCAGGCUCAACAACAUCAUGCCCCGGCACAAGCCCAAGUCCACCACCAGAUGCCUGUGCAAUCUAAUUUGGAGGCCCAUGUUCAGCAACAAGACAAACCCAAGAAGAAGAAGGAAAAGCUUUCUGCCCUCUGCAAGACUCCGCCAUCCAUUGUUAGAACUAGAAGCGGCAUUGACUACCGUAGAGGCAACUUCUUGGGCGAAGGUGGUUUCGCCCGUUGUUUCCAGAUGAGAGAUGCUCUGGGUAAGAUAUAUGCUGCUAAAACGGUAGCCAAGGCGCUGAUCAAGAAUGAAAAGACCAAGACCAAGCUUUUGCUGGAAAUCAAGAUCCACAAGUCGCUUAAGCACUUUAAUAUUGUGAACUUUGUGGACUGUUUUGAGGAUGAUGUGAAUGUCUACAUUUUGUUGGAGAUCUGCCCUAACCAGUCUCUUAUGGAGCUUUUGAAGACCAGAAAGAGAGUUUCCGAGCCAGAGGUUCGUUACUUCAUGGUCCAGAUUGUCGGCGCCAUCAAAUACCUCCACUCUAGAAGAGUUAUCCACAGAGACUUGAAGCUUGGAAACAUCUUUUUUGACCCAGACAUGAACUUGAAGAUUGGUGACUUUGGCUUGGCCUCCGUCUUGCCUAGCAUUGAGUCUAGAAAAUACACCAUCUGUGGUACUCCAAACUACAUUGCACCAGAAGUUCUCGGUGGAAAGACCACCGGCCACUCCUUUGAAGUGGAUAUCUGGGCCAUUGGUAUCAUGAUGUACGCCUUGCUUGUUGGAAAGCCUCCAUUCCAAGCCAAGGAUGUCAAUGUCAUUUACGAACGUAUCAAGAAAACCGAUUACUCGUUCCCUCCUGACAAGAAGAUUUCCGAUGAAGCCAAGCAGUUGAUCCAAGACUUGUUGAGCUUGAACCCAUUGAACAGACCAUCUAUUCACGAAAUCUUGGACUACCCAUGGUUCAAAGGUCCUUUCCCUAAUAAGACUACUGAGGACGCCUUGACGGCUACUCCUUACGGUGUUGGAGAGGUUUCCCGUGCCCAAAGUGCCCUCAACUUUGCCAACGCUAAAACUAGAGCUGGUAUCUACACCCCUAAGACCAAGAACCCUGUGGAGAUUUUGAAGCUGGACUUACAGUCAGACCAACCACGUACGGUCUUGCCACAAUCGUUGUCGCCAGGUGACACCCGUCUUAAGUAUCAGGAAGUUGCUGUGCCAACCACCUUGAUGAGCUCCCAAAGAAGUACCAUGAGAAAACUCAAUUUCCACUCGAAGUUCAACAAAACCAUUGUCAAAUUGGAUCUUUGUCUUCAGGAAACAGCCGAUACAAUCCGCCGUCUACUGGAUCUCACUAGAGAGAGAUCCAAGUUGGAGUUGGACGUCAGAGAACUCCCCACAUGUGAGAACCCAACACUUAUCUCCAAGUGGGUUGACUAUUCCAACAAGUACGGCUUCUCGUACCAAUUGAAUAACGACGAUAUCGGCGUUCUUUUCAACGAUGAAAACACGAUUCUCAAACUUCACGACAGCGACUCUUUCUUCGAGUUGAUUUACCACGAGAAAGAGGGCUGGGCAUGCAUUGAAAGCUCAGUAUCCAACCCACCAGCACAGGCAAAGAGACAGCUUGAAAUCGUCGACUUCUUUGCCAAGUACAUGAACACCAACUUGUCGAAGGUCAGCGAAAACGAGCUGCGCAAACAGGUUGUAUUCUUAAGGCGAUACACCAGAAACAGCGACUACAUCAUGUUUGAGAUGACCAAUGGCAACUUCCAGUUCAACUUCAAAGACCACCAUAAGAUUUGCAUUUCAAAGGGCGGGCUAGCCAUAUCCCAUGUUCUGCCUAAUAGAGUGAUCCAAACUCAUCCACUAGUAUUGGUGUUGAAGCAGGGCAAUUUCCCUCAGACCGAGGUGCCCCACUGUUUGGAGAAGAUAGCCAUGAUUGAAAAAGCCAUGAGGGACAAGAUUCCCAACUAA
Molecule: messenger RNA, 2076 nt
Organism: Candidozyma haemuli
Lineage: Eukaryota; Fungi; Ascomycota; Pichiomycetes; Serinales; Metschnikowiaceae
Gene: CDC5
Product: polo kinase
Exons: 1
Coding region: 1-2076 (691 amino acids)
Biological process (GO): regulation of protein localization to mitotic spindle pole body; mitotic cell cycle; regulation of cytokinesis
Cellular component (GO): spindle pole body; nucleus; centrosome
Molecular function (GO): protein binding; protein kinase activity; ATP binding
Source: RefSeq, a predicted model, not a curated record